GUAAACACAAGUAUACGUGGGGUUGCGUGAAAAUUAUUUUUCUCUUGCUCAACCACAAAGGCAUAGAAUCAAACUGCUUGUUGUGGACACGCUGGCUUCUUUUUCUUGUGGACAUUAUGGCUAAUAACACAACGAGUUUAGGGAGUCCUUGGCCAGAAAACUUUUGGGAGGACCUUAUAAUGUCCUUCACUGUAUCCAUGACGAUUGGGCUGGCAAUCGGAGGAUUUCUCUGGGCGCUGUUCGUUUUUCUGUCUCGAAGAAGAAGAGCCAGCGCGCCCAUCUCACAGUGGAGUCCUACCAGGAGACCCAGGUCUUCCUACAACCAUGGCCUCAACAGGACUGGGUUCUACCGCCACAGUGGCUAUGAACGGCGAAGCAACCUCAGCCUGGCCAGCCUCACUUUCCAGAGACAAGCUUCCAUGGAGUUGGCAAAUUCCUUCCCCAGGAAAUCAAGCUUCAGGGCUUCGACUUUCCAUCCCUUCCUGCAGUGCCCACCACUUCCGGUGGAAACUGAGAGUCAGCUGAUGACCCUGUCUGCCUCCACCACUCCAUCUACCAUCAGCACCACACACAGUUCGAGCCGGCCAGACUUCCGCUGGUCCAGCAACAGCUUGCGGAUGGGCCUCUCCCCACCGCCCCCACCUGCCUAUGAAUCCAUCAUAAAGGCAUUUCCCGAUUCCUGAGUCUGGGCUUUCGUUGUUUUUAAUUCUUUAAAAGAAAAAAUGUCUCUUUUAGAAAGAAAAUGAUAUAUAGGGUAAACAGAAUUUGGGAGCCAUGGCCCCAAUGAGUAAUUUUCCAAGUAGACAGGCUCAUAAAAGCUGACCAUUACCGAUAAGGCACGGUUUCUUUUGAACAAGUUUUUCUCACUAUGUCUCACAAAAGUAUUUUCUCAAAAAGUCCUACCUAUAUUUAUGUAUUUUUUGGAUUUAGUGUGAGGCAUCGAAUUAAAGAUACCGAUUCAAGAUUCUAAUGUACAAAUCAUGUGUAUUUGUAUGUUUUAGGUUAAAAAGACUUUAGAUGUUUGUAUAGGGUAAUAAUCCCCCAUUCACUUUCCCACGAGACUGCUGACAAACCAAAGUCACUAAAAUAAGAAAUUUCAAUGUUACUUUUGUGCGGCGACUGAGUCACUGGCAUCCUGGAAUCUUAGCGCUUUCAUGGUGCGUGUUUACGAGACAAUAGAACAGCGGAAGUUCUAAAAGCCCAGGAUUCUACUCAUUUGUGGAUGAGAGUCAAGCAAAGGUGCCAAGCUGUGCUGAUGUCACAGGAAUGGUUCCAUUUUGACAGUUACCUUGCUUCUUUCCCCACAUAGAUUCAUCUUGUAGUUCUUCCCAGUACAGUCACCCAUAUCGUUGAUGUAAAACCCUUGGAUUUAGGGGUAUGAGGAUUUAAAUGCAGGCCUGCUGGGGUAAUGUCAUUACCACAGCAAUGGCAAAUUCAGUUUAUUUGUUUUAAGCAUGAGGUUUUCUUUAGCAUCAAGUAACGUUUUUUACUUUCCUGAAUUUUGUUCCAACAACUAGGAAAGCACUUAUCUAGGGCAGCGGUUCUCAACCUGUGGGUCAUGACCCCUUUUGAGGUCAAACUCCCCUUUCACAGGGGGGUCACCUAAGACUAUUGGAAAACACAGAUAUUUAACGGUACAAUUCACAACAGUAGCAAAAUUACCGUUAUGAAGUUAACAACAGAAAUAAUUCUGUGGUUGGGAGUCACCACAACAUGAAGGACUGUAUUAUAUAGGCUCACAGCAUCAGGAAGGUUGAGAACCACUGAGAUAAUCCACAGUGAAAAACAUGCUGCAUCUCUGGAUGGCAAUUCCUCCUGGGUCAUCUCAGGCCCCAGGAACCAUCCCAUGGGAAAUGUUCUGUGAAUCCCAUCUCUAACGUCCUUAAAAGGCUAAAGUCACUAAAAGGUCUCUGUUUGAGAUAGUUACCCAAGGACUCCACAUCAACAGGUGGGGACUUCUUUAAUGUGGGCACCAGAGACUCCACAUGAACAGGUGGGGACUUCUUUAAUGUGGACACCAGAGACUCCACGUGUUCCUUUUGCCUCAAGGACAGGAGUUCACUGGGGGAUUGUUCAGAAAUCUUGUACCUCACAUUGAACACAUCAAGUACAAUUGAUUAUUCUUCUGUACAUAAUUUUUAGUGAUGCCCAGUGGUCCCAGCUAAUGGUGUCUGAAGAUAGUUCAAGAAUAUAACUCCUUUCACAAAAGAUAGCCAACAGCAUUUCUUUAUUAAUUUUGCCCAUUGUUCCUCAAGAGAAAUUAGUCUUCAAAAUGCCUACCAAAAUACUUGGUAAUAAAUACACAAGAGAAGAAGAAAGGAAAACAUACAUAAGGCAAAAUAAGGAAAAUAUAUAAAGUGUUCCUAAGGAAAUGUAGUACAGUCCUGGUAAGAUUUCAUGAGAGAACUUCAGCUUAGUAACAAGGCUAAUUUUAGAUUGUAUGUCAUCCUCGGUGUUUAACAUGAGAAUCGAGGAAGGCAUGCUUUUUUAUCAGUGAUUUAUAUUGGGAAUGAAAACCAUUCCUACCUCCUCCUGCAGGAAGGAAAUGAGAGCUGAGGUCAUUUGGCUAUUUGGCAGAAUUCUUACCUGAUCCUCAGGCUCGGUUAUAAAAGAGAAGUGUUGUAUAAAUAUUGUGUUUUGCAUGAAAUGUGAAAUUAAAGCCAAAGCUAGAAGUGUUUGUGGUUGUGAUUGUCUUAUUUGAAAUUUUUUUUAUUAUGAAAUAAAACUGAUGUUAACUUCAA
Messenger RNA from Grammomys surdaster, 2741 nucleotides. RefSeq names its product MYC target 1 (gene Myct1). Bases 117 to 683 code for a protein of 188 amino acids. Gene Ontology annotation, cellular component: nucleoplasm. Lineage: Eukaryota; Metazoa; Chordata; Mammalia; Rodentia; Muridae. The transcript has 2 exons. The record is from RefSeq and is a predicted model, not a curated record.